AUUCUAUUCCGCCGGUUCGGGACACCAUUCUUUGAUUUCCAAAGACCCAGGGGCGAGUGGGAACAGCAGCAGGUACUGUACAUGCCAGACCCCUGCCCGAAGAAAAGAAAUAGAGAUUCUCGAGCAGAUCGGGUACCUCGACUGAAGAGGAGCUAAGGUGCCUCCGUAUGCAAGCUGCAGCAGAAAUGUUGGACCAACGCCUGUCAGAGCGCACCGGAGCUCCAGAAACACAAAACAUCAGAGGAAAAUGGGAAAACAUUAAAAAAAGAUUCAGAGCCCUGUCGCUGCAACUUCAGCCCACCUGCACACAGUUUGCUUCAAUGCACCGCGCAGAGGUGCGGGAUUCACGGCCCUUGGCAAGUGGGUGACAAAAUCGAUUUCCGCUCGACACAUCCGACAAGCAGUUCCACCGCUAUUAUCAGUAAGAUUAUUAUCUUCUAAACAGAGUGGAUUUCUCUACGUGUAUAAGAAGGACUCUGAUACUAAAGGGAUAGUAG
Messenger RNA from Colletotrichum acutatum, 497 nucleotides. RefSeq lists its product as uncharacterized. The coding region runs from base 168 to 368 and encodes 66 amino acids. Lineage: Eukaryota; Fungi; Ascomycota; Sordariomycetes; Glomerellales; Glomerellaceae. The transcript has a single exon. The record is from RefSeq and is a predicted model, not a curated record.